This is a messenger RNA of Exophiala bonariae, 2937 nucleotides long. RefSeq lists its product as uncharacterized. The transcript has a single exon. The record is from RefSeq and is a predicted model, not a curated record. Gene Ontology annotation, molecular function: ATP-dependent protein folding chaperone; ATP binding. Bases 1 to 2937 code for a protein of 978 amino acids. NCBI's taxonomy places the organism in Eukaryota, Fungi, Ascomycota, Eurotiomycetes, Chaetothyriales, Herpotrichiellaceae. Gene Ontology annotation, biological process: endoplasmic reticulum unfolded protein response. Gene Ontology annotation, cellular component: endoplasmic reticulum chaperone complex.
AUGGCACCCCCAGGAAAGCGGAAGUUUACCUCUUUGACUCUUCUCCCACUCCUCUUCCUCCUCUUCUUAACCACCGGCGCUCAUGCCGCAUCCGCCGUCUUAGGCAUAGAUCUCGGAACCGAAUACUUCAAGGCGGCAAUUGCAAAGCCCGGAAGCCCCAUCGAUAUCGUUCUGUCGAAGGACUCGAAACGUCGGGAAGCGGCCACACUUGCCUUCAAACCUUCAAGGUCGCAGACUGGCGAUAAUGAUGCGUUUCCAGAAAGAUUAUAUGGCGGAGAUGCCGUAGCCCUGGCGGUUCGGUUUCCCACAGACGUGUACCCAAAUCUGAAAACACUCCUUGGUCUCGAUGCCUCUUCGAAGUUGGUACAAGGCUACCAUGCACGCUACCCUGGACUCAACAUCGAAACAAUUCCAAGAUCUGACGGUGGAGAGGGUACGGUUGGUUUCAAGAGCAGUAGCUUUGGGAAAAAGAAUGAAGUUUUCAUGGUCGAAGAGUUACUGGCGAUGCAGUUCAAGAACAUAAAAGCCAAUGCCGAAGCGCAGGUCGUCAAGGGGACUUAUGUCUCAGAGGUUGUCAUCACACAUCCACCAUUCUUCACCGCGGAUGAGAAGAGAGCAAUCGAAUUGGCUGCUGAACUGGCUGGUCUACGAGUUCUCGGCCUCGUCAGUGAUGGUCUGGCAGUCGGACUCAACUAUGCAACAUCUCGUACUUUUGACAGUGUUUCAGAGGGUGGAAACCCCGAGUACCAUCUGGUUUACGACGUUGGCGCUGGAUCUACAACUGCUACGGUUCUCAAAUUCCAAGGUCGAACUAUCUCUCUCAAAGGCGUUGGCAGGCGUAACCAAACAAUUCAAGAAGUCAUUGUUCUUGGUACAGGCUAUGACAGAACUCUUGGGGGCGAUUCCUUAAAUGAUCUCAUCGUGGCGGAUAUGGUCGACCAGUUUCUUCAGAUCCCCAAGGUCCAAAAGCUGGGAGCAACAGAAGCACAAAUCAAAUCUCAUGGGAAAACCAUGGCAAAACUCUGGAAGGAUGCUGAACGCAUACGUCAGCUCCUCAGUGCAAAUGCUGUAGCAUCAGCAUCUUUUGAAGGUUUGUACGAUGAGGACAUCAACUUCAGAUACGCCGUCACCAGAGAAAGAUUUGAGGUCCUCGCAGCUGAUUAUGUCGCUCGUCUCGAAGCGCCCCUAUCUUCUGCCUUGCAAUCUGCUGGCCUACAGCUCAAUGACCUCAAUUCAAUCAUUCUCCAUGGAGGUUUAGUCAGAACCCCGUUUGUUCAGAAGGAACUCGAGAGAAUAGCAGGGGACCCUGCUCUCGUCAAAUCCAAUGUCAACGCUGAUGAAGCAGCUGCAAUGGGCGCAGGCUUCAAGGCAGCCUCCUUGAGCCCAAGUUUUCGUGUCAAGGACAUUCGUUCUACAGACAUAUCUGGUGCGGCGAUCAAUAUCAAAUGGAGCACCGAAAGCAAGGAGAAGUCACAAAAGCUGUUUACUCCUUCCUCCCAAAUAGGGAAUGAGAAGCAAGUCCCCAUCAAGGCUCUGGAGGACAUCGAGCUAUCCUUCAUACAGACUGUGGGAGAAAAGGACAUCUCAAUUUUAGACGUUCAGGCCACGAACUUGACUAAAUCAGCUGCACUAUUGAAGGACAAACAUGGUUGUACUGCGGCGAACAUCAGUACCAUAUUCAAUGUUCGACUCAAUCCCCUGGAUGGACUUCCUGAAAUUGUUUCUGGUAGUGUCAGCUGUGAAACGGAUGGUAGUAAAGCGGCAGGCGUUAUUGAUAAUGUCAAAGGUCUGUUUGGAUUUGGUUCCAAAAAGGAGGAUGAUCAAGAUGUACUUGCGGAUGAAUCGACCAAUACGGACUCGGUUUUGACCCCUUUACCAGUCUCUGACCCCACCAGUUCAGGCUCAACCAUAUCAGAAGCCUCGUCUUCUUCGUCUGAUUCCUCGGCAUCCUCAAGCAAGUCUGCAAAGGCAGUAAAACCAACCCCAACGGUUGUUGCAAUCCCUCUUGCACUCAAAGCUGUCCCCAUUGGCAGAAGUGCUCCUCCCACGGCGACACUUCCAAAAAUUCGACAGCGACUAACUCAAUUCGACACUUCUGACCAGAACGCAGUGCUUCGCGCUGAAGCACUAAACACACUCGAAGCCUUUACGUAUCGAGCUCGUGAUUACUUGGAGGAUGAAACAUUCAUCUCUGCAUCUACUGCAAAGGCUAGAACUGAGUUAGAAAAGCAACUUGGCGCUGUCUCCGAGUGGCUUUAUGGUGAUGGGUCAGAUGCCAAACUCCAAGACUUCAAAGAUAAGUUGAAGAGCUUGAAAGGUCUCGUAGACCCAGUCCUCAAACGCAAAAGUGAAGCAAUCAAACGACCAGAUGCGAUCAAGGGACUACAGGAUGGACUAGAAAAUCUGGCCGGCAUGAUCAAAAUGGUGGAAGGAAGUGUGCAGAAAGCAGCUGAGGAUGCAGCAUCAAGCGCUAGCGAAGCCGCGGCAUCUGCAGCCUCGAGUACAACGACUAGCACAACAACCUCUUCUGUUGGGGAUGAUUUGGACGAAGAUCCUUACAGCACCAGCUCGGCGGCCGAGUCAUUUGAAAGUGAGGUGCCACCGAUUAAACCAUACGAAUACACAGCAGAGGAUCUCUCUGCCUUGACGAGCAAAUAUGAAGCAGCAAAGGCAUGGCUUGAGAAGAAGCUGGCCUCGCAGGACAAGCUAACGCUGACUGACGAUCCUGCAUUUCUCUCAUCUGAACUUGAGACGAAAUCUCAAGAGCUGCAAAGAGCAGUUUCGGACAUUUUGAUGAAAGCCAUCAGAAUGAAUGAUCCUCGAAAAUCAAAAUCGAGUAAGAAGGCCAAGCCAAAGACGACGAAAACUAAGAAGGCAACUUCCUCGUCAACGAGCACGACCACGAGCUCGACAUCGAGUAUUCGAGAUGAGCUAUAG